AUGGCUCGCAUCACGGCAUCCGUCCUCAUCGCCGCCGGCUUGGCCCUCACCGCCAACGCGCAAGCGCCGGUCUGGGGACAAUGUGGAGGGACAGGAUGGACGGGCUCGACUAGCUGCGCUUCUGGAGCGUAUUGCUCCUCCCAGAAUGCUUGGUACUACCAAUGCGUUCCCGGAACGGCGCCGGCCGUCUCCUCCACCAAAGCCACCAGCGUCCCGGCCUCAACUACCAGCCGCGCUGUGACGACUACCACAUCCGUCCGCUCCACCUCUUCCUCCCGCGCCCCGACGUCAACGGCCACCUCCGUCCCGUCUCCAUCCGGGCCAAAGUACUUCAUCACCUUCGGAGACUCCUACUCCCAAACAGGCUUCAACAUCAACUCCACAAAACCCAACCCCCAAAACCCCCUCGGCAACCCAGACCUGCCCGGCUGGACCGCCUCAGGCGGCCUCGACUGGGUCGGCUUCAUGGUCACCCAGUUCAACGCCUCCCUGACCUACUCCUACAACCUAGCCUACGGCGGCGCCACCACGGACGCGAGUCUCAUCGCGCCUUACGCCACCACGGUGCUCAGCUUCAUCGACCAGGUGGCCGAAUUCUCGCGCAGUCUGGCGUCCAAGCCGAGCUGGGCGCCGUGGACGGCGGAUAAUACCCUCGUCGGCGUGUGGAUGGGCGUCAAUGAUGUGGGAAACGCGUUUUGGCUUUCGAAUCGGGAGGCGUUGUUGGUUCAGGUUCUGGGGCGGUAUUUUGACCAGUUGCAGAUUUUGUAUGAUGCUGGAGUGAGAAAGUUUGUGUUGCUUGGUGUUCCGCCAACACAAAAGACCCCGCUUAUGCUCGCCAACAGCGCCGACUCCAACGCCCAACUCGCAGCUGCGAUUAAGCAGUAUAACGACCUCAUCACCAGCAACCUCGCCGCCUUCAAGGCCAAGAAUUCCGGCAUCACGUCCUGGGUCGUCGAUACCACGCCCGCGUUUGACAAGGCCAUCAACAACCCGACUGCCUACGGCGCUCCCGACGCCACGUGCUACAAUGCUGAUGGUGUCAGUUGCUUGUGGUUCAACGACUACCACCCUGGCGUGCAGAUCCAGAAGCUUGUGGCGCAAGCUGUUGCGGCGGCUGUUGGUGCGCCGUGGUUUACUUUUGUCUAG
Molecule: messenger RNA, 1146 nt
Organism: Colletotrichum fioriniae
Lineage: Eukaryota; Fungi; Ascomycota; Sordariomycetes; Glomerellales; Glomerellaceae
Gene: AES1
Product: hormone-sensitive lipase HSL
Biological process (GO): carbohydrate metabolic process
Cellular component (GO): extracellular region
Molecular function (GO): hydrolase activity, acting on ester bonds; cellulose binding
Source: RefSeq, a predicted model, not a curated record